AUGCCGACGAGAACGAGUCACGGCCAAGAUAUUGCGCACAGCACAAGGUUGUCUGGUGCUAGGAUGUUCUUGCAGCUGAGUCUGCUGAUCGGUUCGAUCUUCAAGGAGCCUCACCAUGUCGACGUUCGCCACCGACAUGUCAAUGUUGUUGCGACUCUGAACCCGACAAGGGAUUGUUUGCUCGGACCUCCUCGCCCAAGACUCGCUAUUGCUCACUGCACAGAACAUCUUCAAUGGUUGAUGUUCAGAGCAAGAGAUGUUGCGAAGAGGGUUGCCAAGAGCGAUGCAGAUUCCAAGAAAGGGUUUUGCUCGGCGCAUCGCAAGCCUGGAUACGUCGAUCUGUUUCACAAGAAGUGUAUGCACCCGGAGGGCUGCUUGAGGAUCGCUGCUUACACCAUUCCCGGAUGUUUGAACAGACCUGUGUUUUCAUGGUCACGCAACGAAACCGCCACCCAUUGCAAGCUGCACAGGCAAAGAGUGUGGAACAGAGUUAAAGUGUGUGAUGAAAUGCCUAGACGUCCAGAACAGAUUCAGAAGCGAUCUCGCGUGUGCUACGCUGACGGCUGUUGCAAACAGCCGACGUUCGGCAACACCUCUGACCCUGUUCCUGUCGCCUGCAAGUUUCAUCGUCUGCCGCAUCAUAUCGACGUUGUCAACAAGAGAUGUCAAUUCCAAGGUCCCGAGGUUGUCUCCGCCGGCCAAGUUUUGGCCAAGAGAGCACACGGAUCCCAGCACGUGGACCUGCGGCAUGCGAAGUGUCGUAGCCCUGAAGUCUGCAGCCGCUUAGCCACCUACGGCUUCCUCCAGGACGGCAUCGCAAGAUUCUGCGCGCAUGAGAGCAACAUGGUCUGCUUGCCCAAGUACAAGUGCGACAUCGUUGCUUGCACAAACAAACCCAACUUCAAGAAACCAUUGUUUUCUGGGAACGAUCGAUUUUUAUUGUGCAAGUCGCAUUACGCAGACUUCUUGCAAGGCCGUGUGGACGAGUCGCACACGCGAUAUCAGAGCGUGUCUAGCUCAGCGUCUCAAGAGCCUCUGACUUGA
Guillardia theta CCMP2712 is the source of this 1044-nucleotide messenger RNA. RefSeq lists its product as hypothetical. The transcript is spliced from 13 exons. NCBI's taxonomy places the organism in Eukaryota, Cryptophyceae, Pyrenomonadales, Geminigeraceae. The record is from RefSeq and is a predicted model, not a curated record. The coding region runs from base 1 to 1044 and encodes 347 amino acids.